AUGGCAACUAAGUACACCGCAGCUCACGAGUCUCCUAACGGCCCUGGAGACAGCCUGAUCCUUAUCACGGGCUGCUCCUCCGGCCUAGGAAUCGAGACCGUACGCGCACUGGCAAGGACAGGCGCUACGCUCUUUGUCACAGCGCGCGAUCCCUAUAAAGCUAAAGCCGCCCUCGGCAAUCUCCUAGAGUCCGACAAAAUCCAUCUCCUAGCACUCGACCUCAACUCCUUCGCCAGCGUUCGAGCCUGUGCUAGUGAGUUCCUCUCCAAGAGCUACCGGAAACUCAACAUCCUCAUCGCUAAUGCCGGCGUGAUGGCGACACCGGAAGGCAAACCGUCGACGGCUUCGAGACCCAAUUCGGCCUCCUCUACCCCAACCUCGCCUUCCCGGGUAGUUUUCGUCUCCUCCGCUGCCUAUCGCAUUUCAACCGUACAUAUGGAUAACCUCUCCCUUGCGGGUGAAUACGAUCCUUGGAAGGCCUACGGACAGAGCAAAACCGCCAUCAUCUGGACGGCUAACGAAGUCCAGCGCCGGUACGGAUCGAAGGGCCUCCUCGCUUUCAGUCUGCACCCUGGCGGUAUCACUACGGGUUCCCAGCAACAUGUCCCUGAUGAAGUGCAGCAGAGCUGGGGCGCCGACAAGUCCUUUAAGCUGAGGUGGAAGAGUCUUGAGCAGGGCGCUGCAACUACUGUCUGGGCGGCUGUUGCGAAGGCCCUAGAGGAGCAUGGUGGGAAAUAUCUUGAUGAUUGUCAGAUUGCGGGUCCGCAUAAUCCUGAAACUGGGCCUAUGGGCCCUGGGUAUGCGCCUUGGGCUUAUGAUGAGGUGAACGCGGCAAAGUUGUGGGAUGUUUCGAUGAAGAUGGUUGGGUUGGAUGGGGAGGACUGA
Molecule: messenger RNA, 885 nt
Organism: Penicillium canariense
Lineage: Eukaryota; Fungi; Ascomycota; Eurotiomycetes; Eurotiales; Aspergillaceae
Exons: 3
Coding region: 1-885 (294 amino acids)
Source: RefSeq, a predicted model, not a curated record